Papaver somniferum (opium poppy) is the source of this 2007-nucleotide messenger RNA. RefSeq names its product 30S ribosomal protein S1 homolog. The record is from RefSeq and is a predicted model, not a curated record. Gene Ontology annotation, molecular function: nucleic acid binding. The transcript has 10 exons. Lineage: Eukaryota; Viridiplantae; Streptophyta; Magnoliopsida; Ranunculales; Papaveraceae. The coding region runs from base 65 to 1261 and encodes 398 amino acids.
CUCUGUGUCUCUGACCUAUAACAUCCAGUUGUUGUACAAUCUUCACAGAGAAAAAGAAAACACAAUGUUGAGUGCAGCAACUUCACCAGCAGCUGUCUCAUUUCUUUGCCAAAAUGAAGUUUAUUCAUCAUCAAAUCCUUUUCCAAUCUUAACUAACUCUGUUAAAUACCCAUUUUCCAAUUUCUCCAAAAACUACUCUCUAUCUUCUUCUUCUUCUUCACAAAGACCCUUUUCUUGUACUGUAAAAGUUUCAGUCUCUGAUGGUACUGAAACCAUUAAAGAUGAAGAAGGGAUUAACCAAACCCCUAAAGAGGAAUCAGCUUUAAAUUCAAUUGAAGAAGACAUUCGGCAAACUCGGAGGUCUGAUGAUUGGAAGGCGGCAAGAGCAUAUAAAGAAAAAGGAUCCAUCUAUGAGGGUAGGGUUGAAGGAUUCAAUGGUGGUGGUUUGCUGGUUCGAUUUUACACAAUACUUGGAUUUCUUCCCUACCCAUUGUUGAGUCCUUCACAUGCUUGUGAAGAGCCCCGCAAAUCCAUGCAAGAGAUUGCAAAAGAUCUUGUUGGCUCACUUAUUUCAGUGAAGGUAACCCAAGCCAGUGAAGAGGACAGAAAACUGAUCUUCUCUGAGAAGGAAGCCAUGUGGUCAAAGUAUUCUGGAAAAAUCAAAGUAGGGCAAAUUUUUGACGCAAGGGUAGGAUCAGUUGAAGACUAUGGUGCCUUUGUUCACUUACUCUUUCCUGAUGGCUACUAUCAUAUUACUGGACUAGUACAUGUCUCUGAGGUCUCGUGGGAUUUGGUACAGGAUGUUAGAGAUAUCCUAAAUGAAGGUGAAAAAAUUCGUGCCAAAGUUAUUCAAAUAGAUAGGGAAAGGUUGAGGGUUACAUUGUCAAUCAAACAGUUGGAGGAUGAUCCUCUUUUAGAGACAUUGGACAAAGUGAUUCCUCAGGAGGGCCAAUCAGGGUUUGAUUCUUCUACAGCAUCCGAUGAUGUCAACAUUGAACCUCUUCCAGGACUUGCUAGCAUAUGCGAAGAGCUACUUAAAGAAGAUGGAAUAACUGAUGUGAAGAUCAGUCGGCAAGGAUUUGAGAAACGUGUUGUUUCACCGGAUUUACAACUUUGGCUUUCAAAUGCACCUGCUGUUGAUAAUCAGUUCACCCUCCUUGCUCGAGCUGGCAGACAGGUUCAAGAAGUACAUCUUGAGACUACACUUGAUCUAGAGGGCAUAAAAAAGGCACUGCAGCGAGUGUUAGAACGGGUACCAUAAACACUGUCAGGUCCCCAGUUUUUGACGUCAACGUAGUCCUAAGUUGGUAAAAAAGAACUUUAGUGAGCAUGUAUUAUUCGAGACUGAAAACUUACAGUCAUUACCUUAUUUACCGUAUAUAUUUUUUUCUUGGUAAGAAUCUAGUACAGUGAUCUAUGCUGUUACAGGCGAGCUCGUGGCUCGCCUGGCCAUACGAAGUGGAAAGUGGAUGCCUCGUCAAUAAGACGCCCAAGGCACAAAAAGCGGGGAACUAUCUUUUUCUGGUCGUCUUGGGCUUGGCGCCUCUCCUCUCCCCUCGCAUAAAACAGAUGGUUAUUAGUUGGUUAGUAAGAAAUCAAAUUAACUGGUUUGCUCUUUACAAUGACAGUGAACUUCAACGUGAAGAUGAACUCCAACUUAUUAAUUCCCGUAAGAAUAUUCUUUAUCCCUUGACGGCGAAGCUGAUAAUCCUUAUAAAUGUUUCCCUCCUAAAGAAGUUGGGGAUCCCCUGUUUUCUCCGAAGAGAUGGAUAAGAUAUUGUAUCCUGAUUUGAAACAUAUGGAAAAUGCCACUGACCCAAUAAAGGCGUGAGAAGAACUUGGUGUUGCCCUAAAAGCACACAACGAUGAGAUGAAUAAAAUAAAGUAUCCUAAUGGACGUCCUCCUGUUGUUGAAUUGAGUGAUUCAGAUCUUGAACAUUAUCAAGUAUGGCAUAUGUAAAUUUGAGAUAAUUCGCUUGCCAUAUCUACAUUUUUAUUUUUAUUUCU